Molecule: messenger RNA, 2627 nt
Organism: Gossypium raimondii (Peruvian cotton)
Lineage: Eukaryota; Viridiplantae; Streptophyta; Magnoliopsida; Malvales; Malvaceae
Product: ubiquitin carboxyl-terminal hydrolase 27
Exons: 11
Coding region: 326-2047 (573 amino acids)
Biological process (GO): protein deubiquitination
Cellular component (GO): nucleus; cytosol
Molecular function (GO): cysteine-type deubiquitinase activity; cysteine-type endopeptidase activity
Source: RefSeq, a predicted model, not a curated record
AAAAUAAAAUUGAUAGUAAUACUUUUUCUACCCAACAGCCAAAGCUCCUUGGGUUGCUCAACGACGGUCUUACUUCCCGCUCAACAACGCAAUUCGUACCCGAUGUUUCUGUUUCGGCCGCCAUUACCAAAGCUUCCAUAACCAUUUUAAUUUGCUUUACUUUUUCCUUCUUCUUUGAUUCUUUUUUUUUCAUCGCUGCCCCAAGCUCUAUUUCAAAGCUCUGUUUCCACUUUUUCCAAAAACUCAAAUCCCCAGAGUCUCCAACUCGGUGAUUGAUGAACCCCUGAAUUAACUUGUAGGCUUUUCUGUCAGUAACAGAAAGGAUAUGGAACAAGAAACUAGUAUGAGGGCAAUAAUCCGCAAUUGGAAACAUGGUUAUAGAGCUUUGUUGCAUAUGAGAUGGGCUGCUGAUUUUGGGUUUCAUAUAUCUGUGGUUGGUUUAGUGGGAGUUGUUGGUUUUGUAUUGGCUAUAAUAAGAGAUGGUAAAUUGGGGGAAAAGAGAAAAAAACAUUUGGAGAAGUUAUGCUUAGUUCCUGGGUUGCAAAAUCUUGGCAAUAACUGCUUCUUGAAUGUAAUAUUGCAGGCUCUGGCUAGCUGCUCAUAUUUUCAGUCUUUUCUUCAGAAGAUACUAGACGAAUGUGAAUCAACACUAGUUGACAGACAGGGUGAAAGCCUGCCACUUACAAUUACUUUAUCUGAUCUCUUAGAAGAAUUAGGCAUGGCUGGAGAAAGGAGAGUCGCAUUAAGCCCACAUAAAGUUAUGAGUGCAUUGUCGCUUUAUAUUCAAAAUUUUGAUUUAACAAGCCAGCAGGAUGCAGCUGAAGCGUUUCUCCAUCUUUUGUCUUCACUAAGAGAAGAAUUUUCUGAUAUAUAUCUUCCCAAUCAAAGUACUCUAGCAGAUAUUUUUGCUUCGCAAACUAGUAGGAUUCUAACUCCAGAGAGGAAGGAGGUUCAGAAUGAGCAGAAAAGAUGGCAGCAACACUAUCUUGGACCUUUUGAUGGUAUAAUUGGUAGCAUUUUAUCUUGCCGCAGUUGUUCAUAUCAGAUUUCUUUGGAUUUUCAAUUUUUUCACAGCUUGCCCCUUUUUCCAGUGCUUUAUGGUGCUUCCACCAUUAUGGCUGGAUGUACCUUGGAGGAUUGCUUAUGGCAGUUUGUCCUUGCUGAAAAACUUGAGAAUUACUACUGCAGCCAUUGUUGGCACAGUGCUGCAAUAAAGUUUUUAUCUUGUAAAGGAGCAAAUGAGAUUGAGAUUGAAAAGUUGAAGAGAUGCAGUGCAGAAGAAUCCUGUGAUUGUCGUAGUUUUUGCUGUCUAGAAAAUCUACCCUGGUCAAAUAACUUUUCUAAUACUCUAAAGCAGCUAUGUAUUGCUCGUUGUCCAAAGAUUCUAUGUCUUCAUCUACAACGUGCUUCAAUUAACGAGGUCGGGGAACUAAUCAAGCUUCAGGGCCAUAUUGCUUUUCCAUUGAUUUUAGACCUGUCACCAUUCAUGACUACUGAGGUGGAAAUAACGAACUGGGAAGGGGUCCAUAAAGGGCAACUGAAGCUGCAAAAUCAAAAGACAAGGCCUCAUCUCAACCUUAUCAAUGCCCAAUAUGAAAGCAUUCUCAAUCGCAUCAGUAAACCAACAGGAGAAAAGGUCUCUUCAGAAAUAUUAGUUGCAAACGGCUCUCAAUGUACUACUUCCCCCGGAGAAUCUUUGCCUGAGAAGAGUAAGCUGUACCCAACUGAUGGCUGUUCAAAGGCCUCCAACAUAGACAUGCAUGAGCAACAUAAUGACAAGGUAAGUUUGACCAGCAAGUUACCUCCUUCAGAAACUAAAUUAUACCGACUUGCUUCAGUUGUGGAGCACUUUGGGAGACCUGGAGGUGGGCAUUACACUGUUUACAGAAGUAUGAGAACUAAAUCUGAUGAGGUAGAUUCUGAUGAAUACUCCGAGCCUGCUACAACCAAGUGGUUCUGCAUUUCAGAUUCUCAAGUAUGUAGUGUCUCCGAGAAGGAUGUUUUAGCUGCAGAAGCAAGCUUACUUUUCUAUGAGAGGAUCGUAUAAGACUGAAAUGAUGCCUACUCGUAUACUUAUGAUCUCCCAAACUCUCCAUCUCAUUUCUCUCAAAAGCUACUUCGAGCAUCAUAAUUGCAAAUUGUAACAUUAAAGUGUUGAUAUGGUGCUUGUGAGAGGCCUACUGAGAAUUGAUUGUGAUCAACUAAUUGGGAUCGACCCUUUCCCGGAGUAACUGUGGAAGAAGCAUAGCUUGUUUGGAGAUUAUACCUUGAAACUGAACCUCUCCACUCUAAACCUAUCAUUUCAUUGUGAAGGGCAAACAGCCGAACUAACAGGAAGGAUGGAUGGUCCAAGGGUUCUUGCUCUUGCUAUAAAUGCAACAUUUGCCGCUUCAUAUCGUUGUUUGUGUUUUUUUCUAAAGGAAAAUGUUACGAGCUAGUUGGAAUAUGUUUACACUCUUAGGAGAUUCAAUGCAAUUGCCUUUUUGUGAGGGAUUUUCCAUCUUGAUUUUGCCAAACUUCGUGAUGGUAAAUAAUUGGGUGUUUGGGUUGUAAUUUCAUGCACUGUCAGCUUAUGAACACUAUUCUUAGUAAAGCAUGUCAACAUGUUAGUGAGAUGGGUUAAUUUA